Molecule: messenger RNA, 327 nt
Organism: Gossypium arboreum
Lineage: Eukaryota; Viridiplantae; Streptophyta; Magnoliopsida; Malvales; Malvaceae
Exons: 1
Coding region: 1-327 (108 amino acids)
Source: RefSeq, a predicted model, not a curated record
AUGAUCGAUGCACAUCUACAGAUUGUUCUUCAGAUUUUGCAAGAGAAGCAGUUGUUUGCCAAGUUGAGAAAGCAUGGGUUGAGAGAGGUGAUGUUCUUAGGGCAUGUUGUAUCUUCUAAAGGGAUCUAUGUUGACCCAAAAAAGAUUGAAGCUAUUCUGGAGUGGAAACAGUCGAAGAGCGUCACUGAGGUUCUGAGUUUCUUAGGGUUGGCUGGGUAUUAUUGUAGAUUCGUUGAGGGGUUCUCCAUCAUAUACGAGACUUGGUUGUGUACUGAUGAAAAAGGGCAAGGUAGUAGCUUAUGCUUUAAGGCAGUUGAAGUUGCAUGA